CCCAGCAGGACCUACUUUCCUCUCUGAAAAUGGCUGCCUCGGUGAACACUUUCUGUUCAAUUCCUUGAAGCCCUUCGUUGUGGGGGGGAAAAGCGGAGGAGGGUAAAGACCCAGCCAGCGAUGCUUCUUUGAACCCCGUCCUCUCCUGGAGCUGAGGAUUAGGGUGCGAGGGGAGAAGGUGAGAAGUUAACAAAAAACAAAUAAACGGGAAGGAGAGAGCGAAACAGGAAAAGAAAGAAAGCAGGCCUGGAACAGAAGGUCUCUUGUAGACAGGAUGGAUGAUCAGAAACCACCCGGUGAGGACAAAGAUUCUGGCACACCAGCAGCAGAUGGAAUUGUGUCCUCCGGGGAACAGGGCAGCGUGGAAGCCGAUCCUCUAAAGCCGCCAGAAGCGGGCCCGGCGAAAGAGGCAUUGGAAGAAGAGGAAGUGAAAGAGGAACCACCCCGGACCUGCAGCUCCCCACCCAAGCGCUGUGCAUUCUGUAACUGUAGCAAGUGGAGCCUGCAUGGACAGCGAGAACUCUUGCGGUUUGAUCCUACACCUGGCUGGGCAGAAGACCUUUCCGACCCGCAGGGAGGGAAGCAGCCUGGCUCAACGGAAGCUGGAAGUGAUGACGUGACCCUGAUUGGCUUUGCAGAAGGAGUGUCAGCCCGAGAGGUCUUUGAGCAAACAGGGCACUUUUGGGCUCAUCACUGGUGUGUGGUGUGGUCGGCUGGAGACUUGCGUGCCGAAGGGUCAUGGUUGAGCCUUGUGAACAAAGCGGUCAUCUCAGGGAUUGCACAGAAAUGUGAACACUGUAACAGGCGGGGCGCUACCAUUCCGUGCCAUGCAGAGGGGUGCCAGCGCCACUAUCACUUCCCCUGUGCGGCGGCUAGUGGCUGCUUCCAGUCCAUGAAGAGCUUGAAGCUCCUGUGUCCGGAGCACCUAGACCAGGCUGUGCAGAUGGAGGACUCGCGCUGCAUGGUGUGUGACGCCCCAGGGGAGCUGCGCGAUCUUCUCUUCUGUACUAGCUGCGGUCUGCACUACCAUGGAGCUUGCUUGGAGAUCACAGUGACGCCACGCAAACGUUCGGGCUGGCAGUGUCACGAAUGCAAAGUUUGCCAAACCUGCAGAAUGUCCGGUGAGGACAGCAAGAUGUUAGUGUGUGAAGCUUGUGAAAAAUGCUACCACACCUACUGCUUGAAGCCUGCCAUCGAAAGCCUCCCCGCGGACUCCUGGAAGUGCAAAAGCUGCCGCGUUUGUUCUGACUGUGGCUUCCGCCCAUCCGCACUGGAUCCCAGCAGCCAGUGGUACGAGAACUACUCUCUGUGCGAAGGAUGUCAAGAGCGGCGUUGCAAGAACGCGAAAAGCACUGAAACCGUACAGCACAGCCAGGAGCACGUUCCCCCAGCAAGCUGCAUCCCCACUACAGACAAGCCGGCAUCCCCCAAACAGCCGCUGGAGGAAGCGUCAGUGGCCAACGAAGGGCUCCCAGAAAGCCACGGCAGCCCUGUCAGUUUGCACCAAGAAGAGCCGGUGCCCUUGGCAUGUGGCGAGAAGCCCACUGAUGGAGAUCAGCCUCUAGAGCUGGCCAGUGUGGAUGCAGAGGCCCCUGCAGGGCAGGAGCAAAUGGAAGUGGAGACACGGUUAGAGCCCGAAAAGGCCCCUUCUCCACCACCCCCUCCCCCAGUACCACCAGAUCCGGUGUCGCCUGCCCACCCUGAGGAGCCGUCGCUCGGUGCCAAAGAGCAUCCCGCCGUUGAGUUGCUGCCCGUAGAGAGAGAACUCCCGGAGAGCCAUGGCGAGUCCGCCCCCUCUACCCGCUCCUCUCCCGCGGGCCCUCUGCUUGGCUCUCUCAAAGUUGGUUCCCCUGAAGCUGCUGAGGAAGGAGAGCCCAGCGAGGAGCCCAUGGACACAGGGACGGAGGCACCUGUCCUCGACAGCCCUGUCAGCAACAGAGUCCAGCCCAGUCAGGAGGAGGAAGAGGAGGAGGAGGAGGAGGAGGAAGAAGAGGAGGCCGCACCGCGCAAGAUGGAGCUUGAGGAGAGAUUCUCCCCACAGCUGAGUGAGGAGGAGGCCCCAGACGAACAGCAGGCCCCUGUCGGGCCAGAGCCCCAUGAGUCUCGCCUCAGCUUUGCCAGUGAACCCAAGCGCUCUCCCUCGCCUGUGGAGGGGGAAUUGCUGGGCAGCACAUCCACCCCCAUGGAGGCCUAUGGGGCUGCCAACCCGCUAGAGGGAGGGCCAGGCGGAGAUGAGGAAGCAGGCCCGGCCCCGGCCCCCUUGAGGCCCCACCACUUGCUUAAGUCGGAUAUUGUGAACGAGAUCUCGAACCUGAGCCAGGGUGAUGCCAGUGCCAGCAGCUUCCCAGGCUCUGAGCUCCCUUUCGCCUCCCCGUACCACGAAGGCGGGGGCUCACUUUCCUUGGAGAUGGGUGGCCUGACUUCCACAGAUGUCAGCCUACAGAGGGAAGAUGGCGCCUCCUUGCCCAUGGGUGACAUGGACGACUCCUUACCGUUUGAUGUGAAAGGCGAGUGCGAGAAGGGACGGCGGCGCAGCUCCCCGGCCCGCUCCCGUGUCAAGCAGGGUCGCAGCAGCAGUUUUCCUGGGAGGAGACGGCCUCGGGGAGGGUCCCACACAGGCCGAGGGCGGGGCCGGUCGCGGUUGAAAUCCACCACUUCUUCCAUCGAGACAUUGGCGCUCGCCGAUAUCGACAGCUCCCCAAGCAAGGAGGAUGACGACGACGACGACGACACGAUGCAAAACACCGUGGUGCUCUUCUCCAACACAGACAAAUUUGUGUUGAUGCAGGACAUGUGUGUAGUGUGUGGUAGCUUUGGCCGUGGUGCUGAGGGCCAUCUCCUGGCAUGUUCCCAGUGUUCUCAGUGUUACCAUCCUUACUGUGUCAACAGCAAGAUUACCAAGGUGAUGCUGCUCAAGGGCUGGCGCUGUGUGGAAUGCAUCGUGUGCGAGGUCUGUGGCAAAGCGUCUGACCCCUCCCGCCUCUUGCUCUGUGACGACUGUGACAUCAGUUACCACACGUAUUGCCUGGACCCGCCUCUCAACACGGUGCCCAAGGGCGGCUGGAAGUGUAAAUGGUGUGUGUGCUGCGUGCAGUGUGGAGCGGUUUCCCCCGGCUUCCACUGUGAAUGGCAGAACAAUUACACCCACUGUGCUCCCUGCGCCAGUCUUGUCACCUGCCCCAUCUGCCAGGUGAAGUAUGUGGAGGAUGACCUAUUAAUCCAGUGUCAGCACUGUGAGCGGUGGAUGCAUGCUGUGUGUGACAACCUUUUCACUGAGGAAGAAGUAGAGCAGGCAGCAGACGAGGGAUUUGACUGUACCUCGUGUCAGCCCUAUGUAGUCAAGCCUGUUGUUCCAGUUCCCCCUCCGGAAAUUAUCCCGGUGAAGAUCAAGGAGCCAGAGCCCCAGUAUUUUCGCUUUGAAGGUGUCUGGCUCACAGAGGCUGGCAUGGCAGUGCUGCGUAACUUGUCCCUCUCGCCACUCCACAAGCGCCGGCCACGCAAGGCAACGCCGACGACGCCCACCACGCCACGGCCGGGCACCCUCAAUGGCGAAGGUGGGCUGGACGGGGUGGAUCCUCUAGGUGCGGAUGAAAAAAAGGAAGGCGAUGUGGAGACGGAUGAGAUCCUGAAAGCUGAAGUUAGCAUCGAACACAUGGAGUGCGAGAUCAAAUUGGAAGCUCCUGCUACCCCUGAGAGGGAAGCUGCAGCCGAUGCUGAUUUGGGGAAGGGUCUGUUGGAAGACUCUGAGGAGGUCAAGAAGCGGAAGCGGAAGCCAUAUCGCCCGGGGAUUGGAGGGUUCAUGGUGCGGCAGCGGAAGUCCCACACGCGCUUGAAAAAGGGUUCAGCGGCUAUGGCAGAAGCGUCGCGCGAGGGGGUGGGUGCUGAAGGGCACCCGGAAGAGGGGGCGCAACCCAACCCGCCCACGGAAACCCCUGCUGAAGCCAUCGCUGAGCAGGGAACGGUUGAGGGGGACGAGAAGAAGAAGCGGCGGGGCAGGAAGAAGAGCAAGCUGGAGGACAUGUUCCCUACUUACCUUCAGGAAGCCUUUUUUGGAAAAGCUCUGCUAGACCUGAGCCGAAAGGCCCUGCUGGCAGCUGGUGGUGCGGGUGGGGAUGGAACUGCCCACCCUCCGGUCGGCCAGGGGGCCCCCAGGCCCAAGGUGGAUUCCAGCAUGCUCCAGAAAGGGCCUGUGGAUGGGAAAGAGGCUUCGGUUCAGCCCAAAGGGGAUGAAUGCGUUGACGGCAGGGAAGCAGCCGCUCCGGAACAGAACUUGAAAACAGCUGAAGCCAAGACUGAGAAUAUCGGCACAGAGGAACAGAUGGUGCCCAAGACCUCUGCAGAUCCUACAGGUGCCGAGAACCCAGCCACACCCCCGGGGGAGGGGGUGCUCAGCUCCGACCUUGACAAAAUCCCCACUGAAGAGCUACCCAAGAUGGAGAGCAAGGACGUUCAGCAGCUCUUUAAAGACGUCCUGGGGUCUGCUGAGCGAGAGCAGCAGCUCAAUUGCGUUGGGGCGGAAGCUGAGGCUGGAGGGAUUCGUGACCCCAACCGCACACAGCUUGCCCAAAGGCCUUUCUUGCAAGGUGGUGGUGUCUCCCUUGGGCCCCUGCAGCCUGCUGUGCCCAUGGAGACCUACUCUGGAGUUUGCCAGUCCCCAUUUCUGGAUAGCAGGGAGAGGAGUGGCUUCUUCAGCCCUGAGCAGUGUGAGCCAGAGAGUCCGUGGGCCAGCAGCUCUGCGGCUUCCACACCCACCACGCCCACCACGGAGGGGGAGAGUGACGGGCUCUCGUACAACCAGCGGAGCCUGCAGCGCUGGGAGAAGGACGAGGAGCUGGGCGAAUUGUCCACCAUCUCGCCUGUGCUCUAUGCCAACAUGAACUUCCCCAGCCUCAAGCAGGACUACCCAGAGUGGUCUAGCCGUUGCAAGCAGAUCAUGAAGCUCUGGAGAAAGGUGCCAGCCCCAGACAAAGCCCCUUACUUGCAAAAGGCCAAAGAUAACCGGGCAGCCCACCGCAUCAACAAGGUACAGAAGCAAGCCGAGAGCCAGAUCAACAAGCAGACCAAAGUUGAGGGGCUGCGGAGACCAGACCGCCCCACCCUGCACCUCCGCAUCCCACCCCAGCAGGGGGUGCUGCCCAGCGCCACCCAGCAACCGCCUCCUCCCGCUGCCGCCUCGGCGCCGGGGCCACCUAUGUACGUCAACAAUGCUGCAGCUCUGUCAAGCGGGUUGGGCGUUGAGUCGCCCAGUGAUCUCUUCCUCAAGCUUCCCUCCUCUGCCCCCAGCGCCCAGCCCCCAGCGCAAGUGCCUUUGCACGAGCCCUACGGCAUGGCCUCUGCCUGCCCCCCACCAGAUCCAGGUUUCCCCUCUCCCUCUCUGGUGGGCCAGAGUCCUACAGUGCCUGCCGGCUUUGCCUCCGCAUCUUCUUCCACCUCCUCCUCCUCCUCCUCGUCCUCCUCCUCAGGGCAGUCCCCGCUCCUGCCCCACCCUCGUCCGGCCCUCCAGCCCGGGGAGUUCCAGCCUACCCCUCCUGGGACCCCGAGGCACCAGCCCUCCACGCCAGACCCUUUCCUCAAGCCCCGCUGCCCCAGUGGGUCCUUGGAGAACUUGUCCGUGCCUGGGAGCCCCCAGCGAGCGGCCCUGCUGCUUUCGCCCCCGCCCUUUGGGGAACCGAAGAAAGCCCUGGAGAUUAAGAAGGAAGACCCGGGGCCGGGCAUCUGCUCUCCUAGCUACGGCUCCAGCUACAGCGACUCUCCCUCCGGUGCUCACCACCCUGCCGAAAUGAAGGCCCCGGACGUUUUUAAAGCCCCCCUCACCCCCCGCCAGUCUCAGGUGGAGCCCCAGAGCCCGGGCUUGGGGCAUCGGCCCCCCGACUCUCACUCCCUGGCUGCUUCUCCUCCCAGCCAGGCCGAUCUCUACAGGCACUCGCCAUACCAGGACCCCUAUGCUCAGCCUCCACUGACGCCCAGGCCUCAGCCCCCGCCCUCGGAAAGCUGCUGUGCCCUGCCCCCGCGCUCACUGCCCUCCGACCCCUUCUCACGCAUCCCCGCCAGCCCUCAGUCCCAGUCCAGCUCCCAGUCGCCCCUCACUCCCCGGCCACUCUCCAACGAAGCCUUCUGCCAGUCCCCAGUCACCCCUCGGUUUCAGUCCCCUGACCCGUACUCUCGACCCCCUUCACGCCCGCAAUCCCGGGACCCUUUUGCCCCCUUGCACAAGCCCCCUCGGCCCCAGAUCCCGGAGGCUGGUGGCUUCAAGCCAAUCCCGGUCUCCCAUAACACCCUUGCUGUGGGGGGUUUCCCCGCAGGGCCUCCCCCAGCCGAGUCCCCCCACCCCAAGGCCAGCCAACAGGCUCAGUUUGCCCGCUCCCCGGGUGCCAGUGUCUUCCCAAACGCUCAGCCCCAGAUGCGCUUCACCUUCCCUCCCAGUGAGCCAAUCAAGAGCUCCCCUUCCCACGGGGCCAACAGCCAUUUUGCUCCUGGCAAGCCCCAAAGCACAAGCUACGUUUCCUCGCCGGGAUUCCACCAAGCCGGCAGCCCCCUGGGGCCGGGCAAGAACACCACAGACUCCUACAACGUCUCUCCGCUGCGUCCUCCGUCGGUUCUGCCCCAGCCGCCGCCGCCACCUCAGCAAGAUGGCGCCUUAUCCUACCUGCCGGCGCGAACGGGCAUGGGGCCGCCGGGCGACAAGAGGGAAGAGGGGGCGGUAGGAGGACCCCCGAAUAGGGAGCUGCAAGAGCUGCCGUCCGGCCAGGAGGGGGCAAUCGGCAGCAACGCCACCCAGACUGAGAUGGAGAAACAGCGGCAGCGCCAAAGGCUCCGUGAGUUGCUCAUCCGCCAGCAGAUCCAGAGGAACAACUUGAGACAAGAAAAAGAGAGCGCGGCAGCUGCAGCCACCAACGCCCAGGCGCCGUGGAACCCCGAGGGCAGUGGGCAAGCCUUUGAGCAGAUGAAUCGGAGCAUGACUCCUUACCCAUCAGCGCAGGAGAAAGGGAUGCUUGGCAGCCUGGGGGGCACCCCGGGGGGCAACAAGAUGCCCGGUGCCGUCAUGGUGCAGGCGCCCUACGUGCAGGACGAGCGCCUUGUCCGGCCGUCUCCAGCAGCCACCCCUUCGACCAUGGAUAUCAAUGGCAGGCCAUCAGUGGCAGCUGCACAGCCAUUUUUCCCCCGUGGUGUCUUCCAAGCCCCAUCUCCGCAGCAGCAGAUGUGGCAGCAGCAGCAGCAGCAGCAAGCCGUAUCCAUGCGUCUCCCCAUCCCUUCACGCUUCCCCCAGCCCCCCGCCCAAGACCUGAGCCGUCAAGCCUUGGGAGGCCUUGCCUCACGCCUGCCAGGGCCUGGAGACCAGCUUCAGGCACCAGCUGGCACACUGGGAGCUCAGUUCAUUGAGCUCCGGCACAACAUCCAGAAGGGGGUGCUUGGGAGCGGAGCCGGGCCUGCCUUUGUCCAACAAAGCCCACAGGCUCGGCCCAGAUUCUUCUUGCCUGGAAAUGACGGCACCAACCAGGCUUUGAAAGCUUCUGUCAUGCCCAUGCAGGCUCCUGUCCUGGGAGGCCAAGGCAUGCAAACACAAAAGAUCCCUAUUUCACCCUCCCCCCAAGGGGCAGAGAUGAGCAACAACCACCAUCCUCACGCCAAGGCCGUGCCUCAGUUGAUUCUGCCCUCUGGCAACCUGGAGAUGCAACAUAUCCCACCCCGGCCGCUCACUUCAUCCGGCCCCAAAGAUGUACCCAUCACCCCAGCUGCUGUUGAUGCUACCCCAACUGCUGGCAAGAACCAGCUAGGUCUGGCCAGCAGGCCGUUGCCCUGUGAGGUGCCAGUGGAGCCAGAUUUAGAUGAUGACUUUGAUUCCCACAAGGAUCUGGAGGAUGACGAUGACUUGGCCAACUUGAGUCUUGAUCCGGAUGUUGCCAAAGGUGAUGACGACCUAGGCAACCUGGAUAACCUGGAAACCAAUGACCCACACCUUGACGACCUGCUGAAUGGUGAUGAGUUUGACUUGCUGGCCUACACAGACCCAGAACUGGACACUGGGGACAAGAAAGACAUCUUCAACGAGCAUCUGCGCUUGGUGGAAUCUGCCAAUGAGAAGGCUGAACGGGAGGAUCUGCUCAAGAAAGAGCCCUCCGUCGGACCCUACUUCAAGGAUGGUCCUUCCGCUGGUGUUGGCAAGCCAGGUGAGCAGAAGGCACCGUUGCUACCCAGAGAUGAUGCGCCCAAAGCUAAAGAGGGACUCGGUCUCCUCCAUGUUCCUGGCUCCUCCUCUGCAGGGGUGCCCCCAUCCCCCAUCCUUACAACCUUCAAGACCCACGGCGACAUGCUGGAUAGCAAGGUGGUGAGCCUGCCCGGUGAUAUCAAGCCCAAGAUAGAGGAAGGGUGCCUCAAGUCCUCACCGUGCCAAUUUAACACCGGCGUCCCGGAGAAGCUUCCUGUCAAAUCGGAAGGAGCCGAGAAACUGGUUGCCACCUUAGCCGUGAACAUCAAGCCCGGCCAGAACCUCAUGGGCCCUGGUGGAGUGCGGCUUGGCAUGGCCCAGUUCCACAGCAACAGCCACCCUUCCAUGUCAGAGAAGGUCCUCUACGGGCCCCCGAGCCGCCCACCCCUUACUCCCGUCCAGAUGGCCAACGCCAACAGCUCCCUGCUGGAGAAGUUUGAGUUAGACGGGGGGCCCUUGAGCCUUGCUAAUACUCAGCAGCACUCGCCAGCGGAUGACCUGGACAAGAUGGAAAGCUCCCUGGUGGCCAGCGAGCUGCCUCUCCUGAUCGAAGACCUCCUGGAACAUGAGAAGAAGGAGCUGCAGAAGAAGCAGCAGAUGUCUGCCCAAAUGCCAGGAGGCUCCCAACACCUCCAGCCCCACACCAUGUUGGCUCACGCUGCUCCCCCUUCCCAGCCUCAUGACGGGCAGAUAGUCAGCCCCCAGCGACAGCUUCAGUUGGGCCUAGUGGCCAGGCAACAGGGCAUGGUGGCCAAUCAGCAACUGAUGCAGCAGCAGCAGCAGCAGCAGCGUCUGGCCGGUCCCCAGCAAAGCCAAGUGCUAGCUCCACAUUUGGGAGUGACUCAGAACCAGGCUCAUCUGCUAGCCACCCAGCAUGGCAUCCAGGCAGCCCAUGGCCAACAGAACCAGCAGCAGGUCUUAACCCAGACACCCAUGCCUGGAGUGCAGCAGCAGCAGCAGCAGCAGCAGCAAAUGAUGGGACUGAAGCCCCAACAAGUUGUUAUGCAGCCGCAGCAGCAGCAGCAGCAGCUGGCGAACAGCUUCUUCCCUGAUACAGAUCUGGAUAAAUUUGCUACUGAGGACAUCAUGGAUCCCAUUGCCAAGGCCAAGAUGGUGGCUCUGAAGGGUAUCAAGAAGGUGAUGGCGCAGGGCAGCAUUGGGGUGGCUCCUGGCAUGAAUAGGCAACAGGUUUCCUUGCUGGCUCAGAGGCUGUCCGGAGCUUCAUCGUCAUCUGAAAUGCAAAACCACGUCCUGCCUGGCUCUGGAGGACAGGAACGGAGCAAUGACCCAGCCCAGGCUCGACCAAACCCACCCACUUUUGCUCAAGGUGUCAUCAAUGAAGCUGACCAGCGUCAGUAUGAAGAGUGGCUUUUCCACACACAGCAGCUCCUCCAGAUGCAGCUGAAGGUGCUGGAGGAGCAAAUCGGGGUGCACCGCAAGUCCCGCAAGGCCCUGUGUGCCAAGCAGCGGACGGCGAAAAAGGCCGGCCGCGAGUUCCCCGAGGCUGAUGCUGAGAAACUCAAGCUGGUGACUGAGCAGCAAAGCAAGAUCCAGAAGCAGCUGGAUCAGGUUCGGAAACAACAGAAGGAGCACACCAACCUCAUGGCCGAGUACCGCAACAAACAACAGCAGCACCAGCAACAAAGCUCCACGGUCCUGGCCCUCAGCCCCUCGCAAAGCCCCCGUCUCAUGGCCAAGCUCCCUGGCCAGCUGCUUUCUGCACAUGGGCUCCAGCAGGGGCCUCAGGGCCUGGCAGGCCAGGCAGGUGGCUUGCGCCUCCCUCAGGCUGCUCCCAUGGCAGUCCAGCAGGGCUUGCCGUUCAUGGGGCCGCCGCCGCCGCAGCAGCAGCAGCAACAGCAGCAGCCGCCACAGACAACCGGGACUGCGGCCUCCAACAACUUCUUCUCCAGCAACCGUCUCUUGCAGGAACGGCAGCUGCAGCAGCAAAGGCUGCAGCUGGCCCAGAAGCUGCAGCAGCAAAGCCUCAUGGGACAAGUGUCGAUACAGCAGCAGCAAAGCCUCAUGGGACAAAUGACGAUGCAGCAGCAGCAGCAGCAGCAGAGCCUCAUGGGGCAGGUGUCAGUGGUGCAGCAGCAUCAACAGCAAAGCCUCAUGGGACAGGGGCCUGUGCAGCCGCCCCAAAGCAGUCUCGGCCAGACUGGCUUGAUGGGGCAGCCCCCGCCUCCGCCGCCCACGCCCCAGCCCAGCCAGAACCUGCUUCCCAAGCAGCAAGGGCUGCUCAACAGCCAGCCGGGAGUCAUGGUCCAGCAGCUUUCGCCACAGCAGCAGCAAGCGGCCAUGCUGGGACACUCCAUGCUGCAGCAGCAGCAGCAGCAGCAGCACCAGGGCGUGAUGGCUCACCCGGCUUCCCAGAGGCAAAUGCUGUUGGCUCCGCAGCAGCACAGGGCACUGGGUUCUCCGCAGCAGCAGGCUCAAGGGAUGAUGGGGCAUCGGCUACUUCUGUCCCCACAGCAGCAGCAGCAGCAGCAGCAAGCGGGGCUACUGAGCCAGCAGAGGACUUUGCUGAGUCAGCAGCAGCAGCAGCAGCAGCAGAACAACCUAGCACAGCACCAGGCGCUGCUGGGCCAGGGGCCGGCCACCCAGCCAGGAAUGUUGGGGCCGCCUGCCCAGCCGGGUGUCCUGAGCCAGGGGCAGGGGAUAGCCACAGAACCGAUCCAGCACUUUGUGCAGCACGGGUCUCUGAACCAGCCGCUGCACUCGAGUCAGGGAAUGCAGCCGGUCCCCUCGCAGCAGCAGCAGCAGCAGCAGCAGCAGGGCCUGGCUGUCAAGGAACAGCAAGGAGGUCCGGAAGGUACCACCGGGCUGCCUCAAGAGGGGACAGAUGGGAUGGCGCUGCAGCAGCAGCAGCAACAGCUUCGGCCCCAUUUGGUGGGCCAGGAGUUGGGAGGGCAGCUGCAGAUGGGUAGCCAGGAGCAGCAGGGGAUGCCCGGCCAUGGAACUCCAAUGCAGGAACAGCCCACUCAGUUGAUGCUCCAGCAGCACGGGGAGCAGCCAAAACAGCCAGCUGACCUGGGCCAGGCACAGCACCUUCUCCUGGGCUCUCAGCAGCAGCAGCAGCAGCAGGGCGCCUUGGGCUCCCUGCAGCUCCGGAUGCAGCAGCAGCAGCAGCAGCAGAACAGCCACCUCCAGCAGCAGCAGCAGCAGAACAGCCACCUCCAGCAGCAGCAGCAGCAGAACAGCCACCUCCAGCAGCAGCAGCAGAACAGCCACCUCCAGCAGCAGCAGCAGCAGAACAGCCACCUCCAGCAGCAGCAGCAGAACAGCCACCUCCAGCAGCAGCAGCAGCAGCAGCAGCAGCAGAACAGCCACCUCCAGCAGCAGCAGCAACAACAACAGCAGAACAGCCAUCUUCAGCAGCAACAGCAAAACACUCACCUCCAGCAGCAGCAGAACAACCACCUCCAGCAGCCGCUGCGGACUCACCUGCCUUUGGAUGGUCUCUUGCAGCAAGAGGUGUCUCAGCAGCAGCAUCACCAACACCACCGAGAUCCAACUCAGGCCCCCCACUUGCUAAACCUGCAGAUGGAGCAGCAUGGUCAAGUGCAGAACAUCAUGGCUCAACAACAAAGGAUUGUGGGCCAGAACUUGGAGCAGCCCUCAAAAGGCUUACCAGGCCAGCUCCCUCUGCAGCAGCAGCAGCAGCAGCAGCAGCAACGCCUGCAGAGCCCAGCUGGGCCUUCCAAAACACCAGGGCUGAUGGUGCCUCUGCAACAGCAGCAGCAGCAAAGCAUGAUGGUCCAGCAGUCAUCGCCACAAGGCCAAAGCAUCCUGUCUGGUCCUGUGAUGGGCCAGAUCCGUGCCCAGCUUCAGGGGGUCAUCUCCAAAAACCCGCAGCUGCGGAACCUCACUCCUCAGCAGCAGCAGCAAUUGCAGGCCCUGCUGAUGCAGCGGCACCAGCAGAACCUGCUGCAGCAGAGCCAAGUGUUGCGGCAAGCCGGCCCCUACCCAGGGCAGGCACCGGCACCGCUUGACCAAGGCCAGCCCACGGGUCCACAGCUUUCCCAGCCUGUGGCCGGGGGACAGCAGCCACUCAGGCAGCCUCCUCUUGCCGUGUUCCAAAUUCGCCCAGAGCAGGGUUUUGCUGCCUCCGUGGAGCAGCAGAGGGUGCCAGUCAGCCAGCAAGCAAUCCCCAGCCCCCACCCACAGGGGGUGCUAAGGCUCCCUACCCCUCAGGCUCCCUCUGUGCCCUUCAGCGUUGCUGGCAUGGCACCUACGCUGCCGCAGCAGCACCCCAUCCCUUCAGAGCCAAAGAGACCGUCCCCUUUGCUCCUAGCUACGAGCCCUGAGCAGCAGCCAACUCCCACCCAGAAGCACCAUCCUGCUACCCCCAGCCCUCUGCUGCCCCCUGACCCACCUUCCGCCAUCCCAAGCACAGGGGAAACGGUUCCUGGGACCUGCAGCCUCAGAGACUCCGAGUGCCCCAGAGGCCCCAUGGAGCCGGUCAAUGGGCAGGUGCCGGAAUCCCCCCCAGCAGGGAGAAGAGUCCUGGCGCCACCGGGAGACCCUCCCCUUGUAUGUAUCAAGCAGGAGCCCAAGGAAGAAGCAGCCCAGUGCGCGCUGAUGAGCAGCGCCCAGCCCGUCAAGCGAGAGGCGAACGGGGAGCCCGUGUCCACCAAUAACAGCCUCACCCGCACCGAAGCCGGGCACCUCUUGCUGCAGAAGCUGCUGCGGGCGAAGAACGUGACACUUGCCACGCAGCGCUCGGGCGGCGUCAACGGGCACGUGGACGGCAAGCUGGCUGGGGUGGAGGGCCGGUUGCAGGUGGCACCCGACGUGCGAGAGGAUACGCCAGCAGCAAAGAAACCCCCACCGCCAAAGCCCAAGCGAUCUCAAAAAGCUGGGGAGCGACUUGCCAACUCCCGCAAGAAGCUGCGUAAGGAGGAUGGAGUGAAGACCAACGAGGCCCUAAUGAAGCAACUGAAGCAGGAACUCUCUUUGCUGCCUCUGAUGGAACCUGUUAUCACAGCCAAUUUCAACCUUUUCCCGCCCUUUGGGAGCAGCCCAAUCAAUGGCAAGAGCCAGCUUAAGGGUUCUUUUGGUAAUGCUGCCCUUGACAGCAUUCCAGACUACUACUCCCAGCUUCUCACCAAGAACAACUUGAGCAACCCACCAACGCCACCCUCUUCACUGCCCCCUACACCGCCACCCUCGGUACAGCAAAAGCUGGUGAAUGGAGUUCUGUCUUCAGAGGAACUGACUGAGCAGCCCAAAGAACCAGUACUGCCCCAUGAGCCUGAAGGGCAAAAGGAUGUUCCUCCUGUGGAAGUGAAAAGCUUAGAUCUCCUUGCAGCUUUGCCUACGCCACCACACAACCAGACAGAGGAUGUCCGAAUGGAGAGUGACGAGGAAAGCGACUCCCCCGAUAGCAUCGUCCCGGCAUCGUCCCCCGAGAGCGUCUUGGGUGAAGAGAUGCCGCGCUUUCCCCUGCUUGCUGGAGUCAAGCCUGAGGUGGAGGAACGCCCACUGUCCCCUGUCAUACCUAUAAUCCCAAAGGCCAGCAUCCCAGCUUUCCCAGAUGUGAGGCCCUAUGGGGCCCUUGAGCAAGGGGGCAAGGGGGCAACCGGCACUUCCUGGGACAAAGCCAAAGGCAGCGAGGUCUCCGUCAUGCUCACGGUGUCUGCAGCUGCUGCCAAGAACCUGAAUGGUGUCAUGGUGGCUGUGGCGGAGCUGUUGAGCAUGAAGAUCCCCAGUUCCUAUGAGGUGCUGUUUCCGGAUAGCCCCAUGCGCAGCGCUGCCCCUGAACCCAGGAAAGGUGAAGCUAACACACAGGGCAAAGAGAAGCCGGUGGCUCCAAAGGGCCCUGAAGGCGGUCCAGAGUGGCUGAAGCAGUUUGAUGCCAUGUUGCCUGGCUACAGUCUCAAGAAUGAGCUGGACAUCCUGACAUUGCUCAAACAGGAGAGCCCAGCCCCAGAGAAGACCGCUCAACACUGCUACAUCAACAAUGUCGCCAACCUGGACGUCCGGCAGCUCUUGACGCUCCCCGAAGAACCCUCUCCGCCCCUCUCCCCGUUUGCGCCCUCCCCGCCGAGCCCCCCCAGGGCUCCGGAGCCAGCCCCGGAGCCUGAAGCGCCCCCGCUGCCUGCUCCCUCUCCUUCCCCGCCCUCCCCCAAGGACGAAGCUCCUCAGUCCCCACCCAAAGCCAAGCCUCGCUCCCGGCCCCUGGAGGACGGCGAGGAGAGCAAGCCGCGGCUGAAGAAGUGGAAAGGGGUGCGCUGGAAGCGGCUGCGCUUCCUCAUCACCAUCCAGAGAGGGGGAGGCGCCAAGCGCGACGGGGACCGGGAGAUUGCCGACUUCGUGGAGCGCCUGGCCGCCACCCUCCGGCCCGAGAAAGUGCCGCGGGACUUGCGGAAGUGCUGCUUCUGCCACGAGGAAGGCGACGGGGCCACGGAUGGCCCGGCUCGGCUCCUGAACCUGGACCUGGACCUCUGGGUGCAUCUCAACUGCGCCCUGUGGUCCACGGAGGUUUACGAGACCCAGGGCGGGGCCCUCAUCAACGUGGAGGUGGCGCUGCACCGGGGCCUGCUCACCAAGUGCUCGCUUUGCCAGAAGACGGGGGCCACGAACAGCUGCAACCGCAUCCGCUGCCCCAGCGUCUACCACUUCGCCUGCGCCAUCCGGGCCAAGUGCAUGUUCUUCAAGGACAAGACGAUGCUGUGUCCGCUGCACAAGCUCAAGGGCCCCUGCGACCAGGAGCUCAGCACCUUCACUGUCUUCCGGCGGGUCUACAUCGAGCGCGACGAGGUCAAGCAGAUCGCCAGCAUCAUCCAGCGCGGGGAGCGCCUCCACAUGUUCCGGGUGGGGGGCCUGGUCUUCCACGCCAUUGGGCAGCUCCUGCCCCACCAGAUGGCGGACUUCCACAGCGCCACGGCCCUCUACCCGGUGGGUUAUGAGGCCACCCGCAUCUACUGGAGCCUGCGGACCAACAACCGGCGCUGCUGCUACCGCUGCACCAUCUGCGAGAACAACGGCCGCCCGGAGUUCGUGGUGCAAGUGAUGGAACCGGGCUUGGAGGAUUUGGUCUUCACAGACUCCUCGCCACAGGCUGUGUGGAACCGCAUCAUCGAACCAGUGGCCAUGAUGCGCAGAGAAGCUGACAUGCUGCGACUUUUCCCUGAGUAUCUGAAGGGAGAAGAGCUCUUCGGCUUGACGGUGCAUGCUGUGCUGCGCAUCGCCGAGUCCCUGCCUGGUGUAGAGAGCUGCCAGAACUACCUGUUCCGCUACGGGCGCCAUCCACUCAUGGAGCUGCCACUCAUGAUCAAUCCCACUGGUUGCGCCCGGUCAGAGCCCAAAAUCCUCACACACUACAAACGGCCCCACACUCUGAAUAGCACCAGCAUGUCCAAAGCUUACCAGAGCACGUUCACGGGUGAAACCAACACGCCAUAUAGCAAGCAGUUUGUGCACUCAAAGUCCUCACAGUACCGCCGCCUCAAGACAGAAUGGAAGAACAACGUGUACCUGGCACGCUCCCGCAUCCAGGGCCUCGGGCUCUAUGCGGCCAAGGACAUAGAGAAGCACACCAUGGUCAUCGAAUACAUCGGCACCAUCAUACGCAAUGAGGUGGCUAACCGGCGCGAGAAGAUCUACGAGGAGCAGAACCGAGGGAUCUACAUGUUCCGUAUCAACAAUGAGCAUGUCAUUGAUGCCACGCUGACUGGCGGCCCUGCCAGGUACAUCAAUCACUCCUGCGCUCCCAAUUGCGUGGCUGAGGUUGUGACUUUUGACAAGGAGGACAAGAUAAUCAUCAUCUCGAGUCGCCGAAUACCCAAGGGAGAGGAGCUGACGUAUGACUACCAGUUUGAUUUUGAAGAUGAUCAGCACAAGAUCCCGUGCCAUUGUGGAGCCUGGAACUGCAGGAAAUGGAUGAACUAGCCCAAACAGGCUCGUCAGACGAGGCAGGGGGAUGCCCUGACUGCCCAGCACAAGGGGCGCAGGAGGCUCUGCGGAGAGAGGCCUGUCCUACCAGCUCUCCCGACCCUCCAGCGCAGCAGGAAAUCACCCAGGGAAAGCAUGAUUGGAAUCCACCACCCCAACAUGCUUGUGGGGCAGCUGGGACCCAAAGUGAGAGGGGUGACGUCAGCAUAUCUGCCACUGCGCGCCAAUCUUGGUUAAGGUAUUCUAUCAAGCUGGCGGUUUUGGCUGUCAGAUCCAGCUGCCUCCUCCUUCCAGGCAAAGCAACCUGCUUCUCCCCAGCAGAAGGCAACAGCCACUAGCAACCCCAUCUGGGGUGGGGAACUGAUAAACUGGCAACUCAGGGUUUUCUUUUUAGUAUUUUUCUUUUGAGGCUGAAACGGGGACCCCUUCCGCCCCUGUGCACCUGUAAAUAAUGGACUUCAGAAAUAUACUGGGAGGAGAUCGGGGCAUUCUGUCUAGCAGAGCUGGGGGAAGGGGACUGCAGCAUGGCUAUCGGAUCCCCGGAGAAGAAUUUGUAACUCUUUUUUUCCCUCUGUGUGUGUAUGCGUGUUUAGGACAUUUUUUUGUGUGCGCGUGAGUUUUUUAAAAAAACAAAGAAAAACCUAAUAUCUAUUGCUUGCUAAUCUACCAAGGUAACAAGAGGCUUCAAAGAAACUCAUUAGCUUGACAAUCCACCUUCUAGAGCCCCCCUGGCUCUGGAUUUUGUAUACAUUUAGGUGUCGGAUUUGAAAAGGGGGGAGUGUGAGUGUGUGUGUGCAUAUGUGCUUCUUUUGGAAAAAAAAAAAGUACUUCUUUCAGCGGAGCGCAGGCACUGACUUGCAGAAGCUGGAAAUAGAUCUUCCCUUCCUCUGCCUCCCCACCUCCCCAUCUUCCAUGCGCGAGGAGCAUCCGCACUUGAACCUACCUCAUUUGAAGUGUUAGACUUUGCUGUUUUGUUUUUCUCUAAUAUUGAGCCCCUCGCUGUGCCACCCUCCUGCUUUUUGAGCCCUCUUUCCUGAACGUGGAGAGCCACAGCUGCCCUGGCACACAUGGGAACAGUAUCCCGGUGGAGGUGGGAAGUGUCUUCUCCUGGGAUUGUCCUCCGCCGCCCCCACUCCAUUUCUCCUCUCUCCCCUCCGCCACCAAAAGUGAGAUGGUCUCCUAGAACCCUUUAAGGCUGAAUUGCUGAAAUGAACGCCGUAGUUUCCCAUCCAGCGACAAGAGGGGCAGAUCACACUGCGAGGUAUGGUAUGGUGGUUUGAAUGUGCCAAUGCGUCGGGGAACGAAGAGAUCAAGGUCACCUGAUGCCAACCCCAGCACCUCCCUCUGGCAGAGCUUCUCCAACGGAGCCCAAAGCAUUUUUGCCCAUCUGCUAAGCAAGGCGCAUGGGCUUGAUUACCAGGCCGAUGGAGAGCAGCUAGCUCUGAUAUUACGGGGUGGAAGGGGGGAGAGUUGUCUCUUGGCUAAACCCGUCUCCCUACAGUCCCAGUUCCCACUCCAGUUUCCCAUGAUCAACUUGCUGCUCUGAAGGCUCGUGUGUGUGUGUAAGAGUGAGUGUGUGUGUGAGCUAGAUGUUGGCACAUUGCAGAGUUUGGGUUUAUUUAUCUAUUUAUAUAUAUUGUGUAUAUAUUUGAACUAGCAUGGGGAGGAAUGCCCUGGCUGCAGCGUUUUUCCGGACUGCUGGGGAGCUCUCUGCAGAACCCCUCCUCUCCCCCGCCCCAACCCUGGGUGGGAAGGCGACGAGAGGGAAGACUUGUUUAUUGACAGAACUUUGGGUGGGAAGGGGGAGUGUGUAAAGAACCCGUUUUUAUGCUUUCUCUGUGUGUAUAUAGAUACUAUAUUUCCCCCCCCUCUUUUUUUUUUUUUUUUAAGAAAACAGAAUCAGUUUAUAACCAGUAUCUUAAGAGCCAUCUGCCCAGCAGGAUCUUCCCCCCACGUAGGGAGAUUAUGUAUUAAUGGAAGGCAAAAUGUGGGCAUUAUACAGGGGACUGGGACAGACGGACGGACACGGUCUCCCUGCUAUUGAAUGAAACUUUGGAGGAUUGCUGGUACCCCUUGAACCUAAGUUGGUAUGGGGGAGGGGCAAAAGUGGCAGAGUCUUUACUAAUAAGACUCUCUUGACUAACUUUGUACAGUUGAGAACUUUUAACGCACAAUUGCACCAUUUCCCUCUUCCCCCUUUAAAACACAUACACACAAAUAUAUAUACACGUCCCCCAACAUGCCUGUCAGAGUGGCAUUAAGAGAUUUAGCAGGCCACAGCUCAUACUCUGACCCGAUUGACACCAUGCAGAGAGAACGUGGCAACGACCUAUCUUUCAUUGCGGGGUUAGGUGGGGCAUAAAAUCAGGGUUAGCACGCAAAAGUACCUUUCUUUUUUAACUUGUCGGCAAGAUGAGAACCAUGUUCUUGAGUGAAAAAAGCUGCUUCUGCAAACCGUUCUCAGCUAUGACGGUUAGAAACGGGGACCGGGGAAGGGGAGAUGACAAAUUAUUAAGUAAUUAAAAUUGUAAAUAAGAUGGCAUUUGUGUAGAGCAGGGGGGAAGUUUUUAUCAGUAACAAAACCACUGGACGUCGUUUUAAAAUAAAGGUUUGAGUUAAAGCCAGUAUACAAUUUUUUUUUGUCUCUUUGGAUUUGUUUGUGUGUCUUUCCAUUGAUUUGGAAGGCUGUAAAGAUGUAAAAAAAAUAAAUUUUAAAGAAUUGCUACAAAGGUUUAAAAGCUUGAGAGAGAUUUUAAAAAAAAAGAUAAAAGUGACUGAAUAUAAUAGAUUGUCAAGAUUUUUUUGGAUGACGGUUAGAGUUUAAGAUAAUCCUGUAGAUUUUAGCUGAUGAAGAAAGACUAUACAGUUUUUAAUUUUUAUAUAAACUAUAACCCAGUCUUGAAGCUAAAACUUUUUUAAAGUUCUCUGCCUGUAUAAUCGCAUUUGAAGCCUUGUCCCAUACUUCUGUUUACAGUUGCACAUAUUAUAUAUAUUAAGUUUUAACCCUUUUAUGAACCCAAAAUAAUCACUUUUUAAAAAAUAAAGUGUGGACUUUGUGAGGAAUUAUAUUUUGUGUUUUGGGGUUUUAUUACUUCGUGUGUGUGAUUUCUGUGUAGCAGAGUUGUCCUUCGUAAUGAGAGCAAAGAGCUGAAAACAAACAGAAAGAUUCCUUAAAAAAAUAAAUAAAAGCAAACAAAAAAACACCCUUGUACGUGGCAUGUUUUGUAAUGGGUACAGUUUUGAAAUGUAUAUAACUUAAGUGCAAAGAUGAAAAAGAAUUGGUUCCCAAUUUUGCUUCUCUAAGAAGAUUUUUAAAAGAAAUAAAAAACCCACUAAAUUGCA
Elgaria multicarinata webbii is the source of this 19444-nucleotide messenger RNA. RefSeq names its product lysine methyltransferase 2D (gene KMT2D). Gene Ontology annotation, biological process: positive regulation of transcription by RNA polymerase II. Gene Ontology annotation, molecular function: transcription coactivator activity; histone H3K4 methyltransferase activity; histone binding. The transcript is spliced from 55 exons. The record is from RefSeq and is a predicted model, not a curated record. Gene Ontology annotation, cellular component: MLL3/4 complex; nucleus. NCBI's taxonomy places the organism in Eukaryota, Metazoa, Chordata, Lepidosauria, Squamata, Anguidae. Bases 275 to 16099 code for a protein of 5274 amino acids.